Messenger RNA from Elgaria multicarinata webbii, 6145 nucleotides. RefSeq names its product ataxin 1 (gene ATXN1). The coding region runs from base 811 to 3225 and encodes 804 amino acids. Lineage: Eukaryota; Metazoa; Chordata; Lepidosauria; Squamata; Anguidae. The record is from RefSeq and is a predicted model, not a curated record. Gene Ontology annotation, cellular component: nucleus. The transcript has 8 exons. Gene Ontology annotation, biological process: nervous system development; negative regulation of transcription by RNA polymerase II. Gene Ontology annotation, molecular function: RNA binding; protein binding.
GACUGGGAUGUGCCCGGCAGCAGCUUCACCACUAUGCUCCUACGUUCAGGGCCCAGGUCGGCUGGAGACUUCUCCGGACAUUUCAGCAAGGAGUCAGUGAGUGAGUGAAGGCCACUGCUGGGCACCAGGACAGGAGUUUUUGGAUCAACAGUUACAACAACCUAAACAGGCAAUCUAAGCACUGAGUUUCUUCUUGACCUCUCUAAGAGGGACCACCACCACAAUUUUUAUUUUCACUGUUGAAAGGUGCUGUGUAAUUAAGCAUCCUGGAGCACAAUGAAAGAGUUUUAAUGCACAGACUAGAUUUCAGAAAAGAAAGUGCUGCACCGACUGGUACAAGGAGUGAGAGAAAAGAGGUCUUAUCGUAGCACCUUGGAACACUCCUAUCAUUUGAAGUAAGAGAGCAGAUGGUGUACAGAUAUAUUUGAAAACCAAGUAGAGAAUUCCAAAGAAGGUUGUUCAGGCUGACAUGAGAGCACCACUGAAGGCCUGUGAGCAGUCCACCAACAUCUGCAAUUUCUUCAGGGUGAGGGAUAAUCUGGGACACCCAACAGACAGCAGUGAAUGUUUGAACUCAGAAGCUAAAGAGCUCAGCAAUCAGCAUGCUUGAAUGUCAGCCAAGACACUAAACUGGCAGCCUUCCAUUCUGCUAUUGAUAGAUGCUUGUGGAGGAUUGUGCUCACAGGGAGAUGAUUCCUCAUGAAGUCUCUGGAUCCCCUUCAGAAAUCAAAUGUGACUUUCCGCUUAGCAGACUGAAAUCAGAGCCAGCCAGGCAGUGAAGCCACAGAAGUGGGCAGGGGCCUGUGAAAAAUGAAAUCUAACCAGGAGAGAAGCAAUGAAUGCCUGCCACCCAAGAAGCGGGAGAUCCCUGCCACCAGCCUGCCUUCUGACGUGAAGCCAUUAGUUCUGGCCAGUGAAAACCACCGUGCAGAUAACUUGCCAUGGCUCUCGAGCACAACCAGCAGCCAGAGCAGCAUAGCUGGGCGGAACAGGCCUGGAGGGAUCUCGGUGGAGGCUAGUUCACAACUGGGAAUAGGUUUACACAAGUCACUAUCUACGGGAAUAGAUUAUUCGCCACCUAGUGCUCCUAGGUCUGUUCCGGCCACCGCAACACUUCCCACAGUGUACCCGUCUGCCCUUUCACAGGCAGGGACGCCUGUUUCCCCAGUGCAGUACACACACCUGCAGCACACUUUCCAGUUUGUUGGGCCCCAGUACAGUGGACCAUACGCCGGAUUCAUCCCUUCCCCACUGAUUUCGCCAACAGCCAAUUCUGCAACCAGCACAGCGGCCUCUGCCACUGCUGUUGCAACCACUCCAUCCCAGCGUUCCCAGCUGGAGGCAUAUUCCACUUUGCUGGCCAGUGUGAGCAACCUAAGCCAGCAAGGGCACAAAGUUGAGCCCCAUCUUGUCAGGACACCUGGAUUGAUCACAGCAGGGUCUCCUCCACCUGCCCAGCAAAACCAGUAUGUCCACAUUUCCAGCUCUCAGAGUGCCGUCAGAAAUGUCUCUCCUCCGGCCAUCCCAGUCCAUUUGCAUCCCCACCAGACAGUGAUUCCUCACGCGUUCACUCUUGGCCCUUCCUCCCAGGUGGUGGUGCAAUAUGCGGAUUCUGGCAGCCAUUUUGUCACUAGGGAGUCCACCAAGAAGUCUGAGAGCAGCAGGCUGCAGGCUAUGCAAGCAAAAGAAAUACUGAAUGGGGAAAUAGAGAAGAGUAGGCGAUAUGGCAUCUCGCCAUCCUCAGAACUGAAUCUUAUCAAAUCAGGCAAUAAACCAUCUCCUCAUCAUUAUGAGGCCAGACAUGUGGUGGUCCACUCGGGGCCUGCUGAUUACAUUGCACGGGAUUCCUCCAGUGUCCGGUCCUCCGUUAUGGUUGUCCCCAACAGUAGCACACCUACUGCAGACAUGGAGGCCCAACAGGCCACCAACAGAGAAACACCACCUUCAGCCCUUGGUGAAAAGGGAAGCUUACACUUAGGAAAAACAGCCCACCGAUCCUAUGCUUUAUCUCCGCAACAGACUAUGGGUCAUGAAGGGGUGAAAGCAGUCGCCACUUUGUCCCCUCACACAGUCAUUCAGACCACCCACAGCGCCUCAGAGCAGCUCCCUGUCGGGUUGCCUGCUGCAGCCUUCUACACUGGGACUCAGCCAUCGGUAAUUGGCUACCUGAGCAAUCAACAGCAAGCCUUUGGCUAUCAUGGAAGUCUCCCACAACACCUGGUGAUUCCUGGCACCCAGCCCCUCUUAAUACCAGUAGGCAAUGCAGAUAUCGACACAUCAGGAGUACCGCCUGCUAUAGCCACUUCAUCUCCCCAGUUGGCAGCAGUGCCUCACACGUUCGUCACAACCACCAUUCCGAAAAGUGAGAAUUUCAAUGCCGAGUCACUAGCAAGUCAGCCAGCUUACCAGGCAGCAGUGGUGCAGGCCCAGAUCCACCUCCCCCUGGUCCAGCCAGUACCUUCUUCAGCAACUGCUCCUCCUACACUGCCUCCUUACUUCAUGAAAGGGUCUAUCAUUCAGUUGGCCAACGGAGAACUGAAGAAGGUAGAAGAUUUAAAAACAGAAGACUUUAUACAAAGUGCAGAAAUUAGCAGUGACCUGAAAAUAGACUCCAGCACCGUGGAAAGGAUUGAUGACAGCCAUAACCCAGGCAUUGCCAUGAUACAGUUUGCAGUUGGAGAGCAUCGAGCACAGGUCAGUGUUGAAGUCUUGGUAGAAUAUCCCUUUUUUGUAUUUGGACAAGGUUGGUCAUCCUGCUGCCCUGAGAGAACAAGCCAGCUCUUUGAUUUGCCGUGUUCCAAACUCUCAGUUGGGGAUGUCUGCAUAUCACUUACACUCAAGAAUCUGAAGAAUGGCUCAAUUAAAAAGGGCCAGUCCAUGGACUCAGCUAGCAUCUUGCUGAAGCACUCUAAGAAUGACAGUCUAACUGGUAGUAGACAUAGGUAUGCAGAGAAGGAAAAUGGGAUUGAUCCGGGAAGCGCCAAGAUGUCAUCUGAGAAUGGUGAACUGAAGUUUCCAGACAAAAUAGGAUUGCCUGCAGCAUCUCUGCUUACCAAAUCAGAACCCAGCAAGCCCACAGCAACUAGGAAGAGGAGGUGGUCAGCCCCUGAAACACGGAAACUAGAGAAGUCGGAAGAGGAGCCACCGUUGACUCUUCCCAAGCCUUCUUUUAUUCCUCAGGAGGUUAAGAUUUGCAUUGAAGGGCGGUCUAAUGUAGGCAAGUGACAUCUGUUUAGGGAAAGGAAAAUUAGGCUAUCCCUUGUCAUUUUUAUCCAGAUUACUGUACUGUAGGCUAAAAUAACCCAGUAUUUACAUGUUAUCAUCUUAUUUUAGGUUUAUGUUAUAACCUUGUUGUUAUACAGUAGUUGCAGCUGGUAUUAUGCAGGAGACUGGUGCAUACUUUCCCCCCCACCCCCCGCCCCCACCGAAGUGUUUAUCGGUGAUUAUUUGUACUGAGAGCUACAGAAAGGGCAGCACCUGCUUCCUCCGGCCCCUUCUGGAAGCAAAUGUGGCUGUCAUGGCUUCUGUUUUCCAACGUGUGAAGCAGAAUAAGCCUUGGCUGUCUUUGGAGAGGAGAUGGGAAGGGAACUGUAGCAGAGAUGAACACUAUUGCCUGAUUCAAUGAGAGCUUGGGGCUGGAAGUUCCAUAGCAGUGUGGUUUGGUGGUUCCCUCAACAAGCAGCUACUGGGAAUCCAGUCCAGAGGCAGUAACAGAACUGAGCAGUCUCUGAGGCUUUGCACAAUAAACCACCUUUCUUUUUAAUUUUCUAAAGUUUGCCACAUAUUUUCCCACUCCUCCCAGCCCCAUCCUCUGCCCCACAACGGGGGUCUGACUGCACUAUUUUUUUUAAUUAUUAUUAUUAUUGUUGUUAUUAUUCUCAGAGACUGCCACACAGAGAUUUCAUCUCCACUUGCUAGUAUAGUUGCAUAGCAAUGGUGUAGCGACGGAUCCUUGCUUUGCUAACACUGGGAAUUUCUUUAAAGUAGGACAAUGUUGCCGUAGGCCUAGCGAGUUUCAAAUUGUGGGGACCCCGGCUAGUGCUCUUCAUUACUUCUGAACAGGGUUAGCGAGAUUCACUGAGUGUUGCCAGCCACUGACGUUUGCUUCCACAAGGUAAAUAUGCACUGCCCCUUUGGGAGAGAGUGAACAUCAAAGUUGUUUGCAUUUAGGUUGCAAAUCUUUGUCUAACUCUAGUACUGUUUUUAGUUCCUGACGAUGGACAAUUAGUGCCACUUCCCCCCCCCACCCCCAAAUUUCAGUGUGACACAAGGAAAUGGAUGUCGAAGAUGAACAUAGAAUGUCUUUAAGCACUUAGAAUGCUGUUCACAUUUUGGUUGCUGAGCAUCUGGGCUUAACACUCAGCAAGUACUGUAUCUCACUUUAAUCUCUGUGAUGAGACAGAGAAAAACAAAGAAAAGAAAGAAAACCGAUCUCUUCAACACUGUUAACUACAUGCAAAGUAUGUAGAGGUUUUUCACAAGCAAGAUGUUGAAAGUUUUUCAUGUGGUUUCAAAGGGAUGAAUGUGAAUUAUGAACUGGUAUGUGACAGUCAUUGUCCACAAGGACUACUUAAUAGGAGGCACUUUUAAAACUUUAAUGCUUGUGAAAGAGUUAAAGGCAUAUGUGAGCUGACAGAUAAUAAAUGAAUAAGAGAGAGUAUAAAAGAAAGAGAAGAAAAAAAUCAUUAUUGUCCAGUGUUUUUGAAAAAGAUGGACUUUAAAGAAUCUUGCAAUUUGCACAUCUUGAGUUUAUCAUUUGUGUGGUAUUCCUGCAGUUUUUACCUAAUAAUUUUUGGGGAAGGGAGAGGGACUGAAAAAGCUUAAACAAAUGUAGCAAUUAUUUACUAACCUGCCUAAUCUCUAGGCCAUUUUUGUAGGGUUAGGUUUCGUUUCAACCUCUUUAUUUUCUUUCUACCAUAUCUGUCACCCUGAACCAGGACAGACUCUGAGAAUUUCUCUUCAAAUUCACUGAGUUUUCCAUAAGAAGUCAUUUUGACACAGAAGCAAGUUAUGUUUCCCCCACCUUUUAAUUCUAAUCCAUUGUUUUAUUAUUGUGAAUGUUACUCUUUGUUACUUUGAAUAACUUCUUUUCCAUUAGUAGUACAAUGUAGAUGUCAAAGUUUGGUACAAAACAGGACAAUGGGUAGAACGUUUACCCAGUUAAGCUCUUUUGUUGUUGGUGUUGUUACUGUUCCCAGAAAUCUGAAACAAAUUUAGGAGUGGAUCCAGAGAUCCUGACUCCUGCUGAUUCUGUGGCUUCCAUCAUGAAACCAGUUCCUGACAAAUAGCCACAUUAAAGCCCUGGUGACUACUCACUGAUGAGUGAUUUAACAAUACCAGCCUGUGAAAAAUUCACAUGAAUAAGCAUUCAGCCUAGUUUAAAGCCCAGUUAAUUAAAAUAGUGCUAUAAAAUAUUAGCAUCUCCUGGUGAAAGACAUUCUGGACAUUUUCAUACAUGAGGCUUAAUUUGGGUCCUCCUUGAGUUGGUCUGUAAUGUGAAUCUAAAAUAUGUGCUAGUGUGCUCUAUCCAUGUUAAAAAUGACUACAUGUGGUACAAAUCAUAUGAGAAGCCCAAAUAGUGUUGUGUGUGAAAAUGGUAGAACGUUUUAACAUCAGUUCUUGUUCUAGUUUAUUGGGUGGGCAGGCAGGCAGGCAUGAAUUCUCUUCUUUCCCCACUUCGAAUUACUUUUUGAUGCAAUCCAAACCCAGGGCAAGUAAGGUAAAAUGCAGGGCAAGUUGCCCCUACAAACAGGUGCUGCUUAUCCUGAUUUAUUUUGCAUGACCAUUCCACUUGCCUUGGGUUAGCCACUGUCCUCAAAGUGGCCUUGUUUUGGGAGUGAAUGAAGCCGAAAUAGACAAGUCACAUAUCUCUGCUACUCAAGUGAAGGGUAAGCUGUAACCUUAGUCUGGGUUCAACCAAUGAUUAGUUGAGAGACUUGUGUAACAGGAGUUUAUCUCUCAUGAUCAAGACUUUAACCUCAGACAUGGUCCUGCUGGUUCACUGGGGCUUUGUGAGUGUGAGGCCCUUGCAGAUCAAGAAUUGAAAUUUUAAAUUCCAGAAUACAACCUCAAAUGAACAAAUUCCUCCAAAUGUUCAUUUUCCUCCCUAACUUGCUUAAAUACGAUAUAUAUAUAUAUAUAUAUA